Messenger RNA from Thecamonas trahens ATCC 50062, 2160 nucleotides. RefSeq names its product phosphatidylinositol kinase. The record is from RefSeq and is a predicted model, not a curated record. Gene Ontology annotation, biological process: phosphatidylinositol-mediated signaling; phosphatidylinositol-3-phosphate biosynthetic process; endocytosis. The coding region runs from base 1 to 2160 and encodes 719 amino acids. Gene Ontology annotation, cellular component: peroxisome; phosphatidylinositol 3-kinase complex, class III, type I; cytoplasm. Gene Ontology annotation, molecular function: metal ion binding; 1-phosphatidylinositol-3-kinase activity. The transcript is spliced from 2 exons. NCBI's taxonomy places the organism in Eukaryota, Apusomonadida, Apusomonadidae.
AUGGCCCAGCCGGCGCCGUCGUCGCCGUCACAGUCGCCACCGCCGUCGGCCUCCUCGGACGACGACCAUGACGAUGGCGGCCUUCCCAGCCUGCGCUGGUCGGAGGAGUCUGGUGCCGGGCCGUCGCUGGUUGCCUUACCCAGCAACUCGAACGAUCUCAACUUUGACGACGCAGAGAUGGUCUCACGUCCCAUGCGCGAGCUCCUCCAACAGCGGCAGAGCGAGGUGUGGGACGACGACUCGGCCGUGACCGUCUGCACCCGCCCAGGCUGCGGUCGAGUGUUUGGCACGCUCGAGCGCCGCCACCACUGCCGCGCUUGCGGCCGCAUCUUCUGCGGCGCAUGCACCGAGGAGCGCAUCGAGCUCCCGCGCGAGUUUAUCCAGUUCCCCAAGCCCUCGCGCGCUCAGCAAGCUUCCAUCACCUCGUGGAUCUGGCGCUACCUCUCGCCGCCCACAGACAAGGAGCGGGUGUGUCAGGACUGUGCCUUUCGGUACGGUGACCUGCAGAACCGCGACGUCCGCUGCAUCAUCGCCGUCUUUGAGUUUGUCAGGUUUGACCUCCGUGACCUCCAUGUUCUGGCGCAAGUGUGCAAGACCUGGUCGCGCGCCGCCACCAUCUGCAUCUCCGCCCUCCGCCAGCUCCAGUAUCGCCUCCCGUCUCAGAGCUUUUCAGCUCGCGAGGCGGCCAUGAUCUGGUGGAACCGUGCCUACUUUGUUGGCCACAACCGAUGGAUGGUCCAACUCAUGCGCGUGACGGACUGGUCGCGUCCUGACCACGUCGCAGAGCUCGUUGCGCUUGCCUGCCCACCGACGGUCCCGAGCUCCUCGCCCCGCGUUUUCCGCUGCUCCUCGGUCCUCUGCACCCGCUCCUGCCGCGAGAACUUCCAGCCCAUGGACGUCAUUCAGCUACUCCAGGUUGUGCCUCAUCCCGCCAUCCGUGCCGCCCUUGUCCCUUCUAUCCGCCUCGCCCGUGAGCCCGUCCUCAAGGCCCUUGUACCGUCGCUUGUCCGCCUCAUUGCCUCGGAUCCACUCGCCUCGUCGCCUGUCGGCGACCUUGUUCUUGACCUGGCUGCAGAGUCGCUCACCAUCGCGUCGGACGCCUUUUGGGCCCUCAAGGUCGCCGCCGCAGAAGCCGCAGACGACGAGCCCACCGCUUCCCGCUUCACCCGCGUCCUCCAUGCCCUCCUUGUCACCCUCGGCAGUGUCCACCCCGACUGGGCCGCCACCCUUCUCGACGCCGAGCGCUUUGAGAUCGCCUGCGCCGCCGCUGCCUCGGUCAAGCGCUACUCCUCCGCCCGCUCGCCGCUCCGCCUUCCUCUCCUCUCAGGCACCCGCCGUGCCUACGAUGCCCUCUACAAGGUCGGCGACGAUCUCCGCCGUGACCAGGCCAUGGUCAACGUCAUCGCCGUCAUGGACUCUAUCCUCCGCGAUGCUGGCUUUGUCUUUCCCGUUGUCAAGUACCGAGUCGUCCCCACCGGCCGCAACCGCGGCUACAUCGAGAUUGUGCCCAACGCUGAGACACUCGAGGACAUUGCCAACAAGCACAAGACUUCAGUUACCCACUACCUCCUCGCCCACAACAAGAACCGCAAGGGCCGCGACUACCUCCGCGACUUUGCCCUCUCCACUGCCGUCUACACCGUCAUGAUGUACCUCAUGGGUGUCGGUGAUCGCCACCGCGGUAACGUCAUGCUUACCCACUCGGCCGAGCUCUUCCACAUCGACUACGGCUUUAUCCUCGGCGAGGAGCCAUUCAAGCUCCUUCCGGCCUCCUGGAUGCGCCUCACCCCGGGCAUUCGCGACGCCAUGAUGGACGAAGAGCGCAAGCUCUUCUCAAAGACCUGCCUCGACGCCUACAACGUCCUCCGCCGCUUUGCGCCGCUCUUCAUGACCAUGCUUUCGCUCGGCACGGGCACCGACCUCUCAGCCUGCACAGAGGAGAUUGUCCUCCGAUUCCUCCCGGGUGUCUCGGACCGUGAGGCCGGGGCUCUCUUCCUCUCCCGCCUCCACAUCGGCCCAGGCACCAUCACAGAGACCCUCCAGUACUUUUUCGACGACACCAUGCACAACGACGAGCCCAACUACUUCCAGUCACUCGUCCAGAACAUCGCCGCCAUCCCCACGGGCGUCUUUUCCUUCUUCUCAUCAUCAUCAUCCUAG